Molecule: messenger RNA, 4457 nt
Organism: Paramuricea clavata
Lineage: Eukaryota; Metazoa; Cnidaria; Anthozoa; Malacalcyonacea; Plexauridae
Source: the annotation of a GenBank genome assembly
AUGGCGAGGAAAUCCGAGAAAAAUCAAUACUUCACUUUCGAACGUGAUGGUAAAACACUAGAACAGUCAGAAUUGGCCAACGUGUUGAACAGCUUUACACAUCAAUUAAUAAAUUACAUCCCAGCACUUGAUAUUACAACACUACCUGUAUUCUUUCCAGCUGAUGAACCCGCUCCAAUAGUCGAACUGCAUGAAGUAUGCAUGAAACUGCUGGCAAUUAAACCAUUUAAAGCCAGCGGUCCAAACAAUGUCCCUUGACGGAUUUUGAAGGAGUUAUGAACUCGCCGUGCCGUCUCACCAUAGCUGUCUGUUAUCGUUUGAUGUUGAACAAGAAUCCAAUAUUAUAUAUAAUCGGUGAUAUAGUUGCACUUUUCGACUCCAUAAUAUUGGCAGUGAUUCUUUUUAGGGCGCUUUAUACAAUUAAAACUAAAGGAAAUUGUAUUAUUGAAGGAAAAAAAUGACGUGUACUGAUGCCUAAUAUUUUUGAACCUCAGAAUUGAAAAGUGAAACAAUAUUGUAAAUCAUGUUUCGCUCGCUACUCUGGUUUAAAUAAAUGAUGUCUGUGUGUGUGGGUUUCAAUGUACACAGAACUGUCGAAGGGAAGUUAGAGACUGAUGUUUAUCGCAAACCCACACACACAGACAAAUACUUGUCAUACGACUCUCAUCACCCAGUAAGCCAUAAAAGAUCCGUAGCAAAAACUUUGCUUCAAAGAGCUGAAUCGUUGCCGUCAAACAGUGAUUCUCAAGCUAAUGAACGUGAAUAUGUUCUAAAUGUUUUAGGGGAAAACAAUUACCCAAAGCGUUUUCUUAAUGAUUGCCUGAGACCACCUGUUUGUAGGAACCAAAAUAACUCCGAGGGUGAUACCUCUGUUAAGGGUUUUGCAAUAGUUCCAUACAUUCAAGGUGUCACAGAACCAAUCAAGAGAAUCUUAAGUAAUUGUAAUAUUAAGGUUGCCUUAAAACCCUAUUUGACCUUAGGCCAUAUUUUCGCAAAGCCAAAAGAUCCUGUUGAAAAAAAUCAGAAGACUCAUGCUAUAUAUUCUAUACCAUGCGGUGACUGCGAUAAAGAGUAUUUGGGUCAGUCUAAACGCCAGUUUGGUACACGGCUAAAAGAACAUCAAAAGGCUGUUUCAACUUUAGACAAGGGAAAAUCAGCUUUAGCCGAACAUGUAUGUUACACCAAACACGAGAUUGCGUGGGAAAACUCUAAAGUAAUUACCACAAACAAUCGCUAUGGUCAAAGACUUUGCCUAGAAGCGUGGCAUAUAAAUAUGAGUCACCAUGCUUUGAAUAGGGAUGACGGCGCCUAUUUGCCAGAAGAAUAUAUGCAUCUUCUUGGCAGGUGACGUCAUCCCUUGGGUAUUUAAGAAGCCACGAUCGCAGUUUUAGAUCACCCCUGAUGAAGACACUAGACUGGAGUGUCGAAACGUUGGGUCUUGAUUACAAUUCGACUGGGCUUUGUAAUCAUUUAUUUAAACCAGAGUAGCGAGCGAAACAUGAUUGAUAUACCUGGUUGCAGUGAACGAACAAACUUUAUAAAUAUUGUAAAUAUUGAAUUGGCCUUUCCAAAAACAUCUUAUAUUUUUUGUUCCAACUUGUAUGUUUUCUGUGAAUUACUAGAACUUUUGUUUUGUUUCGUGUUAUUGUAGUAAUUGUCUAGACAUGUCUACAACUAUAACCAAAACCUAAAUUAACAUGAUAUUUUUGUACUUUUCACUAGAUAGCGAAUGUUUAUCCUGACAAACCAUUUCAUGUUUCGCGCACAAGAAAAAAAGAAUUGGACAAUAUUGAAUCACUGUUCUCUGCCAUGACUGAUGAUGAUGAAGAUGUUGUUAGAACUGUUUUUCUGACAGGUCAACCUGGAUCUGGGAAAACAGAGUUAGCUCGACAAUAUGGUGACCAGUUUAUAAAGGCGACAUCUUCCGAUGAUACCUCAAAACCUUUGGUGAUUACAUUGAAUGCCAACUCAGAAGAAUCUCUGUUGGAAUCAGUGAAAGAAGCUACGCGAAAAUUACCACUGCCAGUGCGUAUGGAGCUUCCAAUAAAAAAUCUUGAAGAACUGAUGAAAAACCUGAGAGAUUAUUUCCGUAAUUACAGUGGUGCUUGGCUUCUUAUCAUUGAUGACAUGUUCGAAAAGAAUGACUUCAAUAAAUUAUUUCCACGACCUGGUGGCAAGGAAUGGGGUGGUGGUCAGGUCCUGGUCACAACACAAGAUAAUAAUCUCGUACCUGCUUGCCAUCCGUUUGCAAAGAAAUUGUCCUUGAACGAGGGAAUGACUAAAGAAGAUGCUCUUGCAUUGCUGAAGGAGAUCAGUGAUGUUGAAGUUGAUGAUUUUGCUGAAGAAAUUAUUAAAGAGUUGCAGCGUUUUCCUCUUGCUUUGGCGUGUUGUGCAAUAUAUGUUGGAGAAACAAGACAAGAUCGUCCUUCAACACAGUUCAGAUGGAAAGAGUAUCUAGACCUUUAUCGUCAAAAUGCCAAACUUGAAUCCCGAACAUUUUCCAAAAACAAUGUUUAUCGUUUUCCCAUGACGACUGCUAUUACGAUGGCUGUGAAGCGAAUGGCAGAAACAAGUGAUGUUCUACGACUGACAUUUUCGUUUCUUUCAUAUUGUGCAUUGCUUCCAGUUCCUUUGAAUGUACUAGCACACCACGUCAAAGAAAAUCUACCAGUCCAGAGUGAUAAACAGCCAAAAACAAAGGAAGAAAUUGGAAACGAGAUUUCAAGGUGCACAUUACUCGUUCACGGACGGUUACAGAACGUUGAAACAAUAAAAUGCCAUCAGUUCAUUCACAAUGCUUUUCAAAGUGCGGAAAACACGAAACCUGUUGAACAGCGGAAAACUGAAUUUGUUAAAAUGAUGAGAUCUCUGACAUUAAAUUUCACGGACAAUACAUAUGAAGAAGACGUACUUCUUAAAGUUCUUGUUUGGUCACACGUGAAAUCGUUUGUUGAUUAUGCCAAUGAUAUGUCCUGGAAUGAUACAGCGGAAUUUGUCCUGAUUUCCAUGAAAAAAGAUCAGUUCCUUUUUUCAACGGCCGACAUAUCUGAUGAAGGGGCUAUCAAGAGUCUGGAAUUGCUGUAUGAUAUUUCUUUAAACCUUGACUUAUCCAAGGAGAGACGUUGUGAUAUAUUGGCCAAUCUUGGCUUCUAUUAUCUAGAACUAGACCGUCAUCAAGAUGCUUUGAAUUUUUUACAUGAAGCUUAUUCCAUGACGGAAGAUAAAAUUGAAGAAGAAUGGUUGUUGUUAAGAUGUCGUGUCUCAUUCUAUUUGGCCCGGACAUAUCACAGCAUGGACAGUGUUGGUCCUGCCGUAGAAAUGAUGAAGACGUCGAUUAACUUGGCCAAGAAAGUCUAUAUCAAGGAAGAAGACAAAAUUAUGGAAAGAUUUUUUUUGCUUGCUAUGUUUUACCAAGGUACGUGGAGUAAAUUUUGGAAAUUAGAGGGAGUUCUCAAGCAAGCAACAGAGUUUCUUGAAAAUUGCACGCCAGGUCCUGAGAAUUUAAGCAGAGCACGUUGUUUAGCCAACCUGUCGUAUGUAUAUGCCUUCUAUGGCAAUACCUUUUUGAAUCAACCGAGUCGCAGGAUGUUUCUGAAGUGCGCAAAUCUCCUGUCAAGCAAAUCUCUGAACAUUUUUGAACAAGUAUUAGGUGAAUACGUCUCCUUCUAUCCAGAAUACUACAACUUGCUUGCUCAGUCUGCGAUACGUAAUUUAGAAGAAUGCCCAGCUGAAGCAAGAACACAACUUGACAAAGCUCUUGAAUGCUGCAUUCAAAAUGGUGACGAGUAUACCUAUGGCUGGAUGGCUGUCUAUAGGAAAUAUCUGUUUGAUAAUUCUAGUUGGUGGCAGUCAUUAUUUUACUGGAUUCGAGACAUAACAAGGGGACAUGUAUUAUACGGCUCGCUAAUCAACAGUUGUGACGAUUUCUUGAAGGAGCGUAGCAGUAAAAAAAUACUGUAUCGCCGAGUAGUAAACACGAUCAAGAGAGAAAAGAGGUCUAUGGUUUUUGUCAACUAUCAUCUUUUAAUCUUCUUAUCGUUUGUUGUAAUAUUUAUAAGUAUAUACUUUUGCUACAUUUGCUGACAUGCAACACUCGGAUCUUUCGCUUUUGAUUCCAUCAUCGAUGCGCUAGAAAAUUUGUCUUCCUCCAGCGGUCUUAACUUGAACGAACUCAUUGAGUUACGAAUUUAAUUUAAUUACGAAUAAGCUGAACAGUAUUUUGAAGUAGACCGUUGUAGAACUUGGAGAACUCUUUGUAGUAAGUGUAGUUCGUUGCAAGUAACUGUUUAUCAUAAAUGUCCAAGCAUGUGGCAAUUAGUUAAAUAUUGCUUCAAUAUUGUAACUUUUGUGUAUUCUAGUAUGCAAAUGAUUGUGAAUACUGUAAAGUGCAUGACGAUCACUUACCAGUGGCUCUUACUGGUGUGACCACAGCUGAAGUUGUCCACCAGCACACGUAA